Vollenhovia emeryi is the source of this 555-nucleotide messenger RNA. RefSeq lists its product as uncharacterized. The transcript has a single exon. The record is from RefSeq and is a predicted model, not a curated record. NCBI's taxonomy places the organism in Eukaryota, Metazoa, Arthropoda, Insecta, Hymenoptera, Formicidae. Bases 1 to 555 code for a protein of 184 amino acids.
AUGGGAUCCCCGAUAUCACCCAUCAUCGCAAACAUCUUUAUGGAACACUUCGAGAAUGAAAUCCUGAAAAAGGCCCCACUAAAACCCUCCACAUGGUUCCGGUACGUGGACGACACCUUCGUCAUCUGGAACCACGGGAGGGAAACUCUACCUCAAUUCCUCACUUUCAUCAACUCCCAACAUCCCAACAUCCAAUUCACAAUGGAGACCGAACAAGAUUCCCAAAUCCCCUUCCUGGACGUCAUGGUCCGUAGGAACGAAAACGGCACCCUAAGCCACAACGUCUACCGCAAACCAACGCACACGGACCGAUACCUCCACGCAAACUCCCACCAUCACCCCGCCCAAAUGAAUUCGGUAAUCAGCUCUCUAGUCCACAGAGCACUCUCUAACUCGGAACCAACCGCCCUGGACGGAGAGCUAAACCACCUUCACCGAACCCUGACCAUGAACGGAUACAGCAGCAGAAACAUCAACCGUGCCAUCAAGAAGCUGACAAACAAGGAAUCCGGCCAGAACAACACCACGACGCCAGAGACAGAAAGAGAAGAUUAA